CACCUAUCACGUCUCGUGCAUGGGUGGGUAAUGGAUUAGAGUUUUUAGAAGUCAAAACAGAGAGAGAGAAGGGAGAAGAGUGGUUUUUCUGGUGAGCGGUUUACGGUUCACGCCAACCUCCCUGCAGCGAACGGUUUAGCUCAUCGCGUAUAAAUUCCAUCUUUUAAAGUACUUCUCCAGUGGAUAUCAGACGAAGCGGUUUCAGUUUUGGUUAGGGGAAGGUUAAAUUCUUGAUCAAGAUAUCUCUACGAAGACCAAGAAGAUCGAUGGAGGGUGGGAACGAAGGAGGUGAAAGGAUCAAAGGGUCGUGGAGCCCAGAUGAGGAUGCCAAACUAACGAAGCUGGUAGAGCAACACGGGCCGCGGAACUGGUCCCUUAUGAGCUUAAGCAUACCUGGUCGAUCGGGGAAGUCUUGUAGGUUGAGGUGGUGCAAUCAGCUGAGCCCGUUGGUUCAACAUCGUCCGUUUACACAGGCGGAGGACGCCAUCAUCCUUCAAGCCCACGCCACCCACGGCAACAAAUGGGCCACCAUUGCCCGUCUCCUUCCUGGUCGGACCGAUAACGCUAUCAAGAACCAUUGGAAUUCCACCCUUCGCCGCCGGUUCGCCGCCGACUCAUCUUCCACCUCGUCCGAGCCGGAAUCGGAUCUUGAAUCUACAAGGAAGCGGUUGUGCCUCCGGGUCUCUCCUGAGAAAAAUAGUGAUUGCGAUGAUAACGGCGGGAACAGAAAUAGUGAGGAGAGACUGAGGGAGCCGGAAACGUUGUUAACGUUGUUGCCGCCGGGGGAGAGUGCGCCAUCGUCUUUGCCGACACCGACCGCGCACGAUAGGGUGGAGGAAGAGACGGUUAGGGUGAAGGAUGAUCGGGUUUACCGAAUUGGAGGAGGGGAGGAGGAAGUAGAGAAAGAGAAAGGAAGAUAUGCGGCGGAGAUGAAAGAGAUGUGUUUGAUGACACUAAUGCACCGUAUGAUUGCGGAAGAGGUCAGGAAUUACAUUGACAGAUUACGGACUCAUGGUGGACUUGGCAUUGGGAUUGAACCCGUACCCGAACCCGAUUCAGAAAGUUCUUAGAAGUUGGAGAACAUAGAGAGAGAGAGAGAGAGUUUAGUUUGGUGAAAUCUUCCCACCCCCCCUUUUGGUUUCUCUUGGGUUUAUUCCGUUUUCAUCUUUUUACUGUUCCUUCGAUCAUGAACAUCUCUCUAUGUUCAUGAUCAACAUUAAAAUAGAACUGUAAAGAGAGAGAUUGGGAAAUUAAGGAGUCCGGUUUUCAGUUAGAAACUUAUUAUUUAUGUUAAGCGGUUAUCGAUUUUCAGUCUGCAGGUUGAGGGGUAAGGUGGGGGCCGGAGUUUCGGGUACUGAACAUGACAUUUAGCCUGCGUUUGGUAUGAAUUCUUGGAAAACAUUUUGUAUCAAAAACAUGGCAAAGGAAAAAUCCUUUGACCACCAAUAUCACUACACUCUACUUUGGCCAUCAACAUUUUCGCCAUCAUCAUUUAUGGGUGACAUAGUGAUUGCAAGGGGAUUAGAAGUGAUUUCUAUCUCGUCAUGUGACUUCCCAUGGUGGUGGUUUGGUUUGGUUUGGUUUGGUUUGGUCUCACCAUGAUAUAAAUUAUUUUUAACUCCUAACAGAAACUCAAGAUC
Molecule: messenger RNA, 1640 nt
Organism: Macadamia integrifolia
Lineage: Eukaryota; Viridiplantae; Streptophyta; Magnoliopsida; Proteales; Proteaceae
Product: transcription factor MYB73-like
Exons: 1
Coding region: 267-1070 (267 amino acids)
Biological process (GO): regulation of DNA-templated transcription
Cellular component (GO): nucleus
Molecular function (GO): DNA-binding transcription factor activity, RNA polymerase II-specific; RNA polymerase II cis-regulatory region sequence-specific DNA binding
Source: RefSeq, a predicted model, not a curated record